AUGGACAACUUUCCACCGGAAGUGCAGCAUAUUUUGGCACCCGCCUCCGGCAUUCUUUUGGCAACGCAACUUACUCAGAUGGCUGAUCGUCCUAUGGAGAUGCACGGGUCUUCCAAGCCGUCACUUUCAGCACUCUCAACUCCCUCAACUCAUCCUACGUCUCCCCUUUCACAGUUAGAGAUCGAGCUCAGCAGGCUGGCCGAUGAUAUAGUUUCACUCCAGAAGCAGACAGUCUCCCCUCAUUUCGGAGCCAACCGCAGGCGUCCACCCCGCAUCUCCAGUCUUCACAUUCAGCUCAUCCAAACGCAGCUGCCAUCUGAUGGUACCACACCACAUUUGGUGUUAAAGCCCGUCGCUGAAUCUCUCCCUGCUCCUUCACCACCAAGCAGAGCAAACAGGUAAAACCGGUUAACCCGAAGGUCAGUGCAGCCAAUCUUCUCGACAGCUCUAACUCUGGUCGCACCUUCUGUGCUUGCGACACUGCGACUCGCAGACGUUUCCUGGUGGACACUGGAGCCCAAAUCAGCGUUCUUCCUCUAACUGCAGCUGAUCGUCGUUUUCCUAGCCCUGGUCUUCACCUCCAAGCUGUCAAAUGUUUCCCCAUUUCCACUUUUGGAAGUCUGUCCCUCACUCUGAACAUUGGCCAUCGUCGGUCAUUCAUCUGGAUCUUUGUGAUUGCCGAUGUCCCUCAUGCAAUCCUCGGCUCGGACUUUCUUACCGAGUUCGAUCUCCUUGUUGACUGCCGACGUGCCCGUCUCCUCGACCGGAACACCGGUCUGUUUGUUCGUGGACUAACUCCCUUUACUGCCCCCGCCAACUUAUCUGUCUUAGAUACGGAUAUUGCUAGUCCUUUUCGGCAACUGCUGCUUAGUCACCCCAACAUAAUUAAUCCACAGUUUCGCAGUGGUGAGGCUCAACAUCAUGUUGUGCACCAUAUCCGCACCUCAGGUCCUCCCGUGUUUGUUCGACCGAGAUGA
Messenger RNA from Spirometra erinaceieuropaei, 977 nucleotides. Lineage: Eukaryota; Metazoa; Platyhelminthes; Cestoda; Diphyllobothriidea; Diphyllobothriidae. The record is from the annotation of a GenBank genome assembly.